Molecule: messenger RNA, 1872 nt
Organism: Plenodomus lingam JN3
Lineage: Eukaryota; Fungi; Ascomycota; Dothideomycetes; Pleosporales; Leptosphaeriaceae
Source: RefSeq, a predicted model, not a curated record
AUGUCGUCUGCCAGCGACUCGCCUCUCACAACUCCAAGUUUCGACUCGAACAUCUUUCGUGCCUCGAACACCCCUUCAGAAGAACCGUCGGAUGCGCGGUCAAGUUACUCUGAGAUAAUACCCAAGCUGGAGGAGACGGAGCUCCAUCUGGCUGAUGUCAAAGAGGAACACUCCCCGGAAGAAACACCCAUAUCACCCACUGAACCAGUUCGGAUAAGACGAGCUCGUGGGCGACCACGAAUUCAUCCACCUCGUUCGCCCACUACUCUCGCAAAACAGGCAAAGGCACGAUCGAAGACAGGAUGCACAACUUGCAGAAAGCGCAAGAAGAAGUGUGAUGAGACCAAGCCGUUCUGCAUGUCAUGUCAGAAAAACAAUAUCCACUGUGAGGGCUACAAGCCUGUCGAAAUAUGGAAGAGUGGCAAAGAGAGGGCAGCAGAGGGUAAGACGCUCUACCAACCACUAGCAAGCCAAGCUCACGAGGACGCAGCUCGAAAGCGCAGUAUCGACAGCAAAUUUGAACUUCCACCACUCAUGGAGGGUGUUGAGAACGAUCUCGAUCGCGACCUCCUGCAACAUUUCGUCAGUCGAGUCAGUGCAGUCCUGACCCUACAUGGGGACAAAUCCUCCAAUCCGUUCACAAAAAUCUUGUUGCCCAUGGCCCUUCAGCAUGAAGGUUUAAUGCACUCCGUCCUCUGUCUCUCCGCCUCCCACAUGUACUCCAUCAGCCCCUCGCAAAGAUACGAAGACAGGCAAGUCUUCCACAGAGGCAAGGCAUUGCAGCUGCUCAUGCAUGACAUGGAGCGUCAGAAGGCCGGUGACGGCGGGGUCAUGGUUUAUGAAGACUCGAAUGUCGCUCAAAUACUUCUGCACCUGCUACAUUCAAUAUGCGAUGGAAACACGUCUGGCGAAUAUAGGAUGCACAUGAUUGCUGCGAAACAGAUUGCAAUGACGCAGAAAAGCUCGAAUCCCGAGUUUCAGUCACUGUUCGACGAAUUCUUCUACUACCACUACAUUGCUAGCGGCAUCACAUCCCUGGACGAUACCGAAGUCCUCAUGAUGGAAGAUUUUAAUCUUCCCUUCAAGAUCAACCCAGAAACGGCAGGCCUCAUUGGAGUGUCGGACGGUCUUUUCGGAUUCAUCUCAAGGAUCAGCAACCUACGUCGAAGACUGCGCACUCGAAUUGAUGAGAAGCUCGAACCAGUAAUGGACUACGAAGCACUCCUUGCCACGCAAGCCAUCGAUGCCGGUCUGCGCAGUUGGAUUUGCCCACAACCCCCUGGAUCCCCACGCUACACCAUCUCCAUGCUGUACCGUCAGGCUACCUGGGUAUACCUUUUCCGGACAACAAAGCCAUCCCGUCCGCAUCCUUUUAUCAAAAGUGCUGUUGACGCCGGUAUCAGCUACAUUAAUGAGCUACCAGCCGAAGGCUGGGUGCAGAGCAACGUAUUGCUUCCACUUUUUUUGAUAGGAUGUGCGGCAUUUGAAGAGGAGCAACAAGUGGAGAUCACCCGAGCUUUCAACGGUCUGAUUGCUUGCACCGGUCUGGGCAAUAUCACGCAUGCCAAAGAAAUUGUUGAGGAGAUAUGGUCACUGAUGAAGGACUUCGACAUCAACACGCUGGUGAUCCGCGAGCAGUAUACUCAUUUAAUCGACUUCGGUUCGAUCCUUGGGUCGCCUUUUUGGGCAUAUUUUGGUCUAUUCAUCGCAAAUGGAGUUACGGGAUAUUUCGCAGCUUGUCAGGGAAUUGUUGGGCUCCUGGAUUAUUACGACCCAGAGCCAUUGCAUCAUCGCGCCUUGCUUUACAUGGAGCAAUGGGAGUCUUCACUGGGGUCUUACCGCGGUAUCACCGAAUUUUUUUCACGGCCUUGA